CUCUCUUCUCCAACCCAAAGGGUUAACCCAAACACACACAAACACACACACCCGUUUUCUCUCUACUCUUCUGGGCUUCUAGGGCUCAUAUUUCAACACAUAAACCCUCAAUACUCACCGAUUCUCAAUUCACUUUCAUGUUUCUGAAUCAUCUCUUCAUCUCCACGAGCCUCUUUGCAUCUUCUUAUAAAGGAGUGUAGAGAAGUAGAAGAACCAAGAGGUUGUGAAAUCGAAUGGCUGGUGCCCUAAGAUCGAGCUUGCCGUCGAGGUUACGGCAGCUUUUGUCCGGUGAAGGUCACAUCGGUCCGAAUGUUAAGCUUGAUUCCGAGACUCCCCCAAAAGUGAAGGCAUUCAUUGACAAGGUGAUUCAGUGUCCGUUGCAAGAUAUAGCAAUCCCUCUUUCAGGUUUUCACUGGGAGUACAACAAGGGAAAUUUUCAUCAUUGGAGGCCAUUAUUUCUGCAUUUUGAUACAUACUUCAAGGCUUACUUAUCUAGCAGGAAGGAUCUUCUGUUAGCGGAUACUCUAGAAGAUGAUACUCUUUUUCCUAAACAAUCAGUUCUCCAGAUCCUGCGUGUGAUGCAAAUUAUUUUAGAGAAUUGCCACAACAAAAGUUCUUUUGAUGGCUUAGAGCAUUUCAAGCUCUUGCUUGCAUCAACGGAUCCCGAGAUUCUCAUUGCAACCUUGGAGACGCUUUCAGCAUUAGUAAAAAUAAAUCCUUCAAAACUUCAUGCAAGCGGGAAACUUGUAGGAUGUGGUGCAAUCAACAGCUGCCUUUUGGCACUAGCACAAGGAUGGGGAAGCAAAGAGGAGGGCUUGGGUUUAUAUUCAUGUGUCAUGUUAAACGAAAAAUCCCAAGAUGAAACCCUAAGCUUAUUUCCAUCUGAUAUACAAACAGAAAGCGACAACUCUCAAAACCGUGUAGGUUCUACCCUCUAUUUUGAGUUGCACGGUACAAGUCCUUCAAGCACAACUACCAACACAAGUGUUAUUCACAUUCCUGAUCUUCAUUUGCGUAAGGAGGAUGAUUUAUCUUUAAUGAAACUGUUGGUUGAGCAGUAUAAUGUACCUCCUGAACAUCGGUUUUCAUUGCUGACAAGAAUUAGAUAUGCACACGCCUUUCGUUCUUCAAGAAUUUGCAGGCUGUACAGCAAGAUUUGCCUACUUGCUUUUAUUGUUCUUGUUCAAUCAAGUGAUUCUCACGAUGAACUUGUGGCUUUCUUUGCGAAUGAGCCUGAAUAUACAAAUGAGCUAAUCAGAUUAGUGAAGUCUGAAGAAAUGAUACCUGGAACAAUUCGCACGCUUGCAAUGAUUGCUCUGGGAUCUCAACUAGCUGCUUAUUCAUCAUCUCAUGAACGGGCACGGAUUCUAAGUGGGUCAAGCAUCAGUUUUGCUGGUGGAAAUCGCAUGAUUCUUCUUAACGUGCUGCAAAGGGCGAUUUCGUCUUUAAAGAACUCCAGUGAUCCAUCAUCUAUUGCAUUUGUUGAAGCACUUCUUCAGUUCUAUUUGCUUCAUGUCAUAUCUACAUCAAGCUCCGGCAGUGUUAUACGUGGAUCGGGGAUGGUUCCGACUUUUUUACCCCUUCUAGAAGAUUCUGAUCCUACACACAUGCAUCUUGUUUGUUUAGCUGUUAAGACUCUGCAAAAGCUGAUGGAUUACAGCAAUUCAGCUGUUACUCUGUUUAAAGAUUUGGGUGGGGUAGAACUUUUAACUAACAGAUUGCAGAUAGAAGUAGUCAGGGUGAUCGGUUCUGAAACAGUUGAUAAUUCAAUGAGCAUUGGGGAGUGCUCAUACCCAAAUCCAAACCCUAAUAUUGAUUGGCUUUAUUCACAGAAACGGCUCAUUAGGGUUCUGUUGAAAGCACUCGGUUCUGCUACUUAUGCUCCAGCAAAUUCAACACGGGCUCAAGGAGCUCAUGAUGUUUCCUUACCCGCCACUUUGUCAAUGAUUUUUGGAAAUGUGAGUAAAUUUGGUGGAGAUAUUUAUUCAGCAGCUGUUACUGUUAUGAGUGAAAUGAUUCAUAAAGACCCCACUUGCUAUGCUUCAUUGGAUGAAUUAGGUCUUCCAGAUGCUUUUUUACAGUCGAUAAAAGCUGGAAUUCUUUCUUCUUCAAAAGCUCUUACUUGUGUUCCUAACGGUAUCGGGGCUAUUUGUCUCAACACAAAGGGAUUAGAAUCAGUUAAAGACAGCUCAGCUUUAAGGUUUUUGGUUGAUAUUUUCACUGAUAAGAAAUACGUGCUUGCAAUGAAUGAUGGAAUUGUGCCUCUAGCAAAUGCUGUUGAGGAGCUUUUACGUCAUGUAAAUGCAUUAAGAGGUACUGGUGUGGAUAUGAUUAUUGAGAUUGUUAACAAAAUUGCUUCGAUAGAGGACGGAAAGGGUAAAUUGGUGAAAGUUAACGAGAGUAGUGUUAUGGAUAUGGAUACCGAAGAUAAAGAAAACGUGGGCCCAUGUCUAGUCGGUGCUACUGCUACAGAUUCAGCGUCCGAAGGAAUUGGUGAUGAACAGUUUAUUCAGUUGUGCAUUUUCCAUGUGAUGGUUUUAGUACACCGGACAAUGGAAAAUGCAGAAACGUGCCGGUUGUUUGUUGAAAAAGCGGGAAUUGACUCUUUAUUGAAGCUGUUGUUGAGACCGAGUAUAACUCAAUCAUCAGAAGGGAUGUCAAUUGCUUUGCAUAGCACAAUGGUUUUCAAGAGUUUUACUCAGCAUCAUUCGGCUCCUUUAGCACGUGCUUUUUGUUCAGCUCUUCGGGGUUAUCUAAAGUCAACUUUAACUGGGUUCAGUACUCUUUCAGGAUCGUUUCUGUUGGACCCGAAAGCUACUCCAGAUUCUGGAGUUUUUUCUUCACUUUUUCUUGUUGAAUUCCUUUUGUUUCUUGCUGCCUCUAAAGACAACAGAUGGGUCACUGCAUUGCUUCAAGAAUUUGGGAAUGAUAGCAAGGAUGUUUUGGAAGAUAUUGGACGGACUCACCGUGAGAUCUUAUGGCAGAUUGCUUUACUUGAAGAUGUUAAGUUUGAAACUGAAGAUGAGAAUGAUGGGUCUGGUUCUGGUUCUGCUCGUGGGCCCCGCCGUUCCGAAUCUAAUACCUCGGAAUCUGAAGAGCAGAGAUUUAAUUCCUUUAGGCAGUUUCUUGACCCGCUGCUUAGAAGAAGGAUGUCGGGGUGGAGUUUUGAAUCUCAGUUUUUUGAUCUGAUUACUCUGUAUCGUGAUCUCACUAAUGCUUCUGGUCUUCCACAGCAUCUCGGAGGUAGUGGCGGCUACCAAUCACCGCCAUCCGGUACUGCAGAUGUUGCUAGCGGCGGUGGUGAGCCACAGGAAGCUGACAAGCAAAGGUCUUAUUACUCUUCUUGUCGUGAUAUGAUGAAGUCACUCUCUUUGCACAUUACACACUUGUUUCAAGAGCUAGGCAAAGCAAUGUUGCUUCCUUCUAGAAGACGGGAUGAAAUGGUGACGGUUACACCUGCUUCAAAAUCAGUGGCGUCUACAUUUGCUUCGAUAACAUUGGAUCAUAUGAACUUCGAAGGACAUGUAAAGCCUUCUGGAUCAGUAGCAUCAUGGUCGCCUAAAUGUCGUUAUCUGGGUAAAGUUAUUGAUUUUAUUGAUGGAAUUCUACUUGAAAAGCCCGACACCUGCAACCCGGUCUUGUUAAAUUGUUUGUAUGGUCGUGGUGUAAUUCAGUUGGUUUUGACCACUUUUGAAGCUACCAGUGAGCUGCUAUUUACAGUCAACAGGACCCCCGCAUCUCCAAUGGAGACUGAUGAAGGAUCUUCAAAGCCUGAUUCAGAAGAAACGGUUCGGUCAUGGAUAGAUGGCCCGUUAGCCAGUUAUGGUAAGCUCAUGGAUCAUUUGGUGACAUCAUCUUUUAUUCUAUCACCAUUCACCAAACAUUUUCUUACACAACCACUUGUAACCGGUGACAUGGCAUUUCCACGUGAUGCCGAGGUUUUCGUGAAGGUUCUUCAGUCUAUGAUUUUGAAAACCGUGCUCCCAGUAUGGACACACCCACAGUUCACCAAUUGUAAUGACGAUUUCAUUGCUACUGUAAUCUCGAUUAUUCGUCACAUAUUUUCUGGGGUUGAAGUGAGAAGUGUAAGCAAUGCGGGGUCACGUCCUGCUGGCCCUCCACCAAACGAAACAACUAUAUCCACAAUUGUAGAAAUGGGGUUUUCAAGAGCUCGUGCAGAAGAGGCUUUACGACAAGUGGGGUCUAACAGUGUUGAGCUGGCAAUGGAGUGGCUGUUCUCACAUCCAGAGGAAGUUCAAGAAGAUGAUGAACUCGCUCGAGCACUCGCUAUGUCCCUUGGGAAUUCCGGAACUGAGUCGAAGGAUGAUACUGGUACAAAUGAAAAUAGUCAGAUUGAAGAGGAAACCGUGCAACUACCACCUGUUGAUGACUUGUUGUCUACAUGUAAAAAGCUUCUAGAAACGAAAGAUUCUUUAGCCUUCCCGGUUCGUGAUCUUCUUGCAAUGAUAUGUUCUCAAGAUGAAGGUCAAUACAGGUCAAAUGUUAUAUCAUUUAUUCUAGAACAAGUGAAGCUUUGCAGCUCUAAUGCUGAUGGUGGAAAGAACAACAUGCUAUCAUCUUUAUUUCAUGUUCUUGCUUUGAUACUUAAUGAAGAUAAAGAUGCUCGAGAAGUUGCUUCUAAAAGUGGUCUGGUUAAAGUUGCAGCUGAUCUUUUGUCAGACUGGAAUUCUCGUUCACAUGAUAACGAAGCACUGUCUGUUCCAAAAUGGGUGACCGCAGCUUUUCUUGCUGUUGACCGUCUUUCUCAAGUUGACCAAAACUUGAAUGCUGAUAUUUCCGAGUUGUUAAAGAAAGAUGAUGUCAGUAACCAGAAUUCUGUAGUGAUAGAUGAUGAAAAGCAAAACAAGUCACAAACUAAUUCCAGAUUAUCAUCAAAACAUAUUGAUGUAGAGGAACAAAAGAGAUUUGUUGAGAUAUCUUGUGGAUAUUUAACUAAACAACUUCCUGCUGAAACGAUCCAUGCUGUGUUACAGUUAUGUGCUACCCUUACAAGAACACAUUCUGUUGCUGUUAGUUUUCUAGAAGCUGGUGGUUUACCUUUACUGCUAUCUUUGCCUACAAGUAGUCUAUUUGUUGGCUUUGAUAAUGUUGCAGCUACUAUCAUUCGUCAUAUUCUAGAAGAUCCCCAAACGCUCCAACAAGCAAUGGAAAGUGAAAUCAAACAUAAUGUUGUGACGGCUGCCAAUCGACAGUCUAACGGAAGGUUUACGCCCCGUAACUUUCUGUUGAAUCUGACCUCUGUAAUUUCACGGGAUCCUGUGAUCUUUAUGCGGGCAGCACGGGCUGUGUGUCAAAUUGAAAUGAUCGGUGAACGACCGUAUGUUGUUUUGUUAAAAGAUCGUGAAAAGGAUAAAUCAAAAGAAAGUGGCAAGGAAAAUAUCAAACCGCAGACUACAACUGACGGUAGCAUCAAAGUUUCCGAGGUAAGUAACAAGAAUGUAAAAGCUCAUCGUAAGCCACCUCAGAGUUUUACAACCGUCAUCGAGCUUCUUCUGGAGUCAGUAAUUACGUUUAUACCCCCAUCAGAAGUAGCGGCAGAGAGCUCUUCAGCAACAGAUAUGGAAAUUGAUGUUGCUUCAAGUAAGGGUAAAGGAAAAGCUAUUGCUUCAGGAUCUGAAGAGAGUGAAGAUAGUGGUCAAGAAUCUUCUGCAUUGUUGGCUAAAGUUGUGUUUAUUUUGAAGCUCUUAAAGGAGAUUCUCAUGAUGUAUAGUCCAUCUGUUCAUGUUCUGUUAAGAAAAGAUGCUGAACUGAACAGCAGUAAUAACGGUGGAAUAUUUCAUCACAUUCUUUGUAGAUUUCUUCCUCAUUUGAGAAAUUCUAAACGCGAAAAGAAAGAUGCUGACUGGAGACACAAAUUAUCCAGUAGGGCCAGCCAGUUCUUGGUGGCUUCUUGUGUACGAUCUACAGAAGCAAGGAGGAGAAUAUUUGUAGAAAUCAAUAAUGCCUUCACCGAUUUUAUUGAUGGUAGUAAAGUUCACCGGCCUCCUGGAAAUGACAUUCAAGCUUUUGUUGAUUUACUUGGUGAUGUGCUGGCAGCGCGCUCACCUACAGGCUCUUCAGUUUCUGGUGAAGUUUCGGUUACGUUUAUAGAUGUUGGGCUGGUGAGGUCGCUUACACGGACGUUACAAAUGCUGGAUUUGGAUCACGCUGAGUCACUAAAGGUUGUACCAGGGAUUGUAAAGGUUUUGGAGCUGAUUACUAAAGAACAUGUUCAUGCUGCUGAAGCUAAUACCGCUAAAGAUAACCCAACAAAGGUUAAUGAUUAUAGUCAACAAGGUCAAACUGAGAAUACUGGCGAUGUAGAUGUAUCUCGGUCAACUGAAACUGCAUCUCUUCCUAAUGCGAGUUCCGCACCUGCAGAAGUUAUCGAGUCUUUUAGUGCUGUUCAAACGUACGGUGGAUCUGAGGCAGUUACUGAUGACAUGGAACAUGAUCAGGAUAUUGAUGGAGGUUUUGCUCCCCCGAGUGAGGACGAUUACAUGCACGAUACUUCUGAGGAAACACGAGGUCUUGAAAACGGUCUUGGUUCUGUUGGAAUAAGAUUUGAAAUCCAACCGGAUAUUCGUGAAAACCUUGAUGAAGAUGAUGAGGAUAUGUCUGGAGAUGGAGAUGAAGUUAACGAAGAUGAGGAUGGAGAUGACGAUGAUGACGACGAUGGACAGAAUGAUUUGGAAGAAGAUGAAGUUCAUCAUCACUUGCCCCAUCCCGACACUGAUCAAGAUGACCAUGAGAUUGAAGAUGAGUUUGAUGAGGAUAUGAUUGAGGAAGAAGAUGAAGAAGAUGAGGAUGAUGACGGUGGAGUUUUGUUAAGAUUGGGUGAGGGAAUGAAUGGGAUAAAUGUUUUGGAUCAUAUUGAGGUAUUUGGUAGAGAACAUAGCUUUAACAAUGAUACUUUACAUGUGAUGCCUGUUGAAGUUUUUGGUUCUAGACGUCAAGGUCGUACCACGUCUAUUUAUAAUCUUUUGGGGAGAUCUGGUGAUGGCUCUGUUCCAUUUCAGCAUCCGCUUUUAAUGGAACCUUCUUCCUCACGUGCGGUGUCUUCCCGACAAACCGAUAAUGCUCGUGAUGGGCCACUUGAAAGAAAUUUGGAGUCAUCCUCGUCCCGCUUGGAUUCAAUUUUUCGGUCUCUGAGGAAUGGUCGUCAUGGACAGCAUGGAAAUCGUCUAAGUAUGUGGACUGAUGACCAACAAACAGUUGGAUCUAAUGCAUCUAGCAUCCCCUCAGGCCUUGAAGAUUUGUUGGUUUCUCAUCUAAGGCGCCCGUCUCCAGAAAAGGCUUCAGAUCAAGACAAAACGGUGGAGGGUCAAACCAAAAACGAGUCUGACCAAUCCCAAGAAUCGGCUGGCAUGGUACCAGAAACCGCUACUGGCAACAAUGGUAAUGGUGAUCAAGUGGGCUCUCAUGAUACUGUAAGGACACCAACAGUAGAUGAAUCCCAGCCAGUUGGUCAAAAUCAAUCUGUUGAUAUGCAGUUUGACCAAAACGAUGGUGCUUCCCGGGAUGUUGAAGCUGUGAGCCAAGAAAGUAGUGAAAGUGGGGCCACGUUAGGAGAAAGUCUUAGAAGUCUUGAUGUUGAAAUUGGAAGUGCUGAUGGUCAUGAUGAAGGUCCAAGGAGAAUAAAUGUAAGUGUACCGCUCAACACAACAUCAAUAACUGUUAGAGAUGCAUCCCUUCAUAGUGUAACAGAAGUUUCUGAAAACCCUAGUCAAGAAACCGACCAAAGUGAUCCUGCACAAGAUGCACAACGUGAUGGUGGUUCUGGUUCGGGAUCAGGUUCGGGUUCUGGUUCUGGUUCUGGUUCUGCGCCAAUUGACCCUGCGUUUCUGGAUGCACUUCCUGAGGAGUUACGGGCUGAGGUUCUUUCGGGUCGACAGGGUCCAGUGGCUCAGCCUUCAAAUACUGAACCGCAAAAUGAUGGUGACAUAGACCCUGAAUUCCUUGCAGCACUUCCCCCAGAUAUUCGUGCAGAAGUUUUAGCACAGCAACAAGCACAACAAGGGGCCCACCGCUCACAAGAACUUGAAGGUCAACCUGUGGAGAUGGAUACCGUAUCUAUAAUUGCUACAUUCCCAUCAGAGCUAAGAGAAGAGGUUCUUUUAACAUCAUCUGAUGCGGUUCUUGCUAAUCUUACACCUGCACUUGUUGCUGAGGCAAACAUGUUGAGAGAGAGAUUUGCUCGUCGUUACAAUCGGACACUUUUUGGUAUGUUGCCGAGAAGCAGACGGGGAGAAUCUUCUAGAAGAGGUGAUGGAGUUGGAUCCGGCAGUGGUGGAGUCAUUAGUCGUAGGUCAACUGGAAGUAAGCCUGUUGAAACUGAUGGAGCUCCGUUAGUUGACACACAAGAUCUUAAAGCCAUGAUUCGCUUGCUUCGUGUUGUUCAGCCACUAUACAAACCGCAACUCCAGAGACUGCUAUUAAAUUUAUGUGCUCAUGCGGAAACCCGUUCAUCUGUAGUGAAAAUUUUGAUGGAUUUAUUGAUGCUUGAUAUAAGAAAGCCUGGAAAUAGUUUGAAUACUUCUGAGCCAUCAUAUAGACUUUAUGCCUGCCAGAGUCAUGUUAUGUAUUCUCGUCCUCAAUGCUUUGAUGGUGUACCUCCGUUGGUGUCACGGCGUGUUCUAGAAACGUUAACAUAUUUGGCUAGGAAUCAUACGUUCGUUGCGAAACUAUUGCUUCAGUUCAGGUUGCCUCCAUUGGAGUCCGAGAAUCUUGAUAAGUCAAGGGGAAAAGCUAUCAUGGUUGUCGAAGAAAAUCAAAAAGAAAACCAACAAGCGGAUGAUUUCUUAGCGAUAACAAUGCUGUUAAGUCUUCUGAAUCAACCACUUUAUUUGAGGAGUAUUGCACAUCUUGAGCAGUUGCUGAACUUGCUAGAUGUCAUCAUUGAUAACGCUGAAAGCAAGCAAGCUCCGGUUGACCGUGGUGUAUCUGCUACUGAAGAAUCAUCUGGUUCCAAAUCACCCAAAGCCGAAAGCACCUCUAAGCCCGCAUCUUCUGGUGGUAUUACAGAAUUCGACUCUCACACUAUUCUGCUAAACUUGCCACAAGCAGAACUACGUCUUCUCUGCUCACUGCUCGCACGUGAAUGUUUGUCGGAUAAUGCAUAUGCACUUGUGGCGGAAGUAUUGAAGAAGUUGGUGACAUGGGCGCCACGUCACUGUCAUUUGUUCAUCACAGAGCUAGCUGGCGCUAUGAAGAACCUUACACUAUCAGCUAUGGAUGAACUACACCGUUUUGGCGAAAUUGAAAAAGCACUUAUAACGACUACCGCUUCUGAUGGAGCAGCAAUCUUAAGGGUUAUACAGGCACUAAGUUCACUUGUCGCGUCACUUAAUCAGGAAAAAGAUCAAACACUCACCGAAUCAGAUCAAGCUGCUACUCUUUCUCUCGUGAGUGAAAUAAAUUCUGCUUUAGAACCAUUGUGGACGGAAUUAAGCACAUGUAUAAGCAAAAUCGAGAGCUACUCUGACUCAUCUGACGUAUCUGAUUCAUCGAAUGCCUCAUCAUCAAGACCAUCUGGUGCAAUGCCGCCACUCCCAGCUGGCACUCAAAACAUUUUGCCAUAUAUAGAAUCUUUCUUCGUUAUGUGUGAGAAAUUGCACCCCGGGAAUCCAGGUGGAACGCAAGAUUUCGGUGCCAAUAUUGACGAGCCAACCACUUCUUCGCCGGUCGGAAAACUCGAUGAAAAAAACGUUGUAUUUUUGAAGUUCUCGGAGAAACAUAGAAAACUUCUUAACGCUUUUAUCCGCCAAAACCCCGGAUUACUUGAAAAAUCGUUCUCGCUUAUGCUAAAGGUCCCCCGUUUUAUCGAUUUUGACAACAAACGGGCUCAUUUUAGAUCUAAAAUCAAACAUCAACAUGAUCAUCAUCAUCAUAGUCCGUUAAGGAUCUCUGUAAGACGAGCUUACAUACUUGAAGAUUCGUAUAAUCAAUUGAGGAUGAGGUCAACUCAAGAUUUGAAGGGUCGGUUGACUGUUCAUUUCCAAGGGGAAGAAGGUAUUGAUGCUGGUGGACUUACGAGAGAAUGGUAUCAGCUUUUAUCAAGGGUUAUUUUCGAUAAGGGAGCUUUGCUUUUCACAACGGUUGGCAAUGAUGCGACGUUUCAGCCGAACCCUAAUUCUGUUUAUCAGACUGAACACCUUUCAUACUUCAAAUUUGUUGGAAGAGUUGUUGGAAAAGCUCUGUUUGAUGGUCAGUUGCUUGAUGUUCAUUUCACAAGAUCGUUUUACAAGCACAUUCUUGGUGCGAAAGUGACGUAUCAUGAUAUUGAAGCUAUUGAUCCAGCUUACUUCAAGAACUUGAAGUGGAUGCUUGAGAAUGAUAUCAGCGAUGUUCUAGAUUUAACGUUUAGUAUCGAUGCUGAUGAAGAGAAGAUGAUAUUAUGUGAAAGAUCAGAGGUUACUGACUACGAACUAAUCCCUGGUGGAAGAAACAUUCGAGUGACUGAAGAAAACAAACAUAAAUACGUUGAUUUAAUCGCUGAGCACCGGUUGACCACUGCCAUACGUCCACAAAUAAACGCUUUCUUGGAAGGGUUUAAUGAGUUGAUUUCUCGGGAUUUGAUAAGCAUCUUUCAUGAUAAGGAAUUAGAACUGUUGAUAAGUGGACUCCCGGAUAUCGACUUGGAUGACUUGAAGGCGAAUACAGAGUAUUCUGGGUAUAGUGCCGCAUCUCCUAUCAUCCAGUGGUUUUGGGAGGUUGCUCAAGGCUUCAGCAAAGAAGAUAAGGCUCGGUUGUUGCAAUUCGUGACUGGUACCUCAAAGGUGCCGUUAGAAGGAUUUAGCGCUUUGCAAGGCAUUUCCGGAUCUCAAAAGUUUCAGAUUCACAAAGCAUACGGAAGGCCCGAUCACUUGCCCUCAGCUCACACAUGUUUCAAUCAGCUUGAUUUACCAGAGUACCCUUCAAAGGAGCAUUUGGAGGAGAGACUGCUGCUUGCAAUUCAUGAAGCCAAUGAAGGUUUUGGUUUUGGUUAAGAGAGGCAUGAAGAAAAGUAAUGUAGAUAUAAUUUUAUCAUGUCAAAUUUCAACAAGAUUCGAGCAGAUAUACAUGUGUUGAUAUACUGUACAGUUUCGGUUUGUUGAAACUGAACUUGUUCUCUUUGAAUUCGGCGGUUUUCUUUGUUGCCCCAUCUCUUAGAAGCUGGAUUUGCGAACGUGCCUUGCAACUGUACAUUGGAACGGUUUAUUAACUGUCGAUUUGUUAUUGGAUAUUAGCAGAUAUAUUUUGAUUGUUUGUUUCUCAUGAUUCA
Helianthus annuus (common sunflower) is the source of this 11263-nucleotide messenger RNA. RefSeq names its product E3 ubiquitin-protein ligase UPL2. Gene Ontology annotation, biological process: positive regulation of protein catabolic process; proteasome-mediated ubiquitin-dependent protein catabolic process; protein polyubiquitination. Gene Ontology annotation, molecular function: ubiquitin-protein transferase activity; protein binding. Bases 234 to 10988 code for a protein of 3584 amino acids. The record is from RefSeq and is a predicted model, not a curated record. The transcript has 17 exons. NCBI's taxonomy places the organism in Eukaryota, Viridiplantae, Streptophyta, Magnoliopsida, Asterales, Asteraceae.